AUUUGCCUACAAUUUCUAUGUGAACAUAGACUUAUGAGAUUGUGUGUGGAUUGUGUGCAUAUUAAAUCAUCAAUUCAGUGACAACAGCUGGCCCUCGCCUUCCUCCUCCAAAUCUCUUGCAUGAAAAGAAGACAUUCCAUUUGGAACUGUGUUGGGAGAAAGUUGUUUCGGAAGUGCUUGUCGGCAGUUUUUGUGUGUUUUUAUUUUUGAGUGACAUCAUUUGUCAAUCUUUAAAAUUGCAAUAUAAUAAAACAGACGCGUAUUUUCCAACAAUGUCUGAUAACAAUAUGAAAUUUGCUCGCGGUGGUGCUGAAUUAACCAUCGAACUGCUGGAUAAACUAAAUGCUGCCACAAAUAAGGAAAACGUUUUAAUUUCCCCCCUAUCCAUACAAACAUGUAUGGCCUUGGCUUUUACUGGAGCCCAGGGUGAUACGGCCAAUGAAAUAGCCAAAGUUAUGAAAUUUGUUUCCAAUUCGCCUGAAGAGGUAGCCGAUAGCUUCCACCAUGUUUUGACUAACUACGAGGAUAGUAAAUUGGUGAAAAUGGCCAAUAAAGUUUAUGUUCAAGAAGGUCAUGCCAUUAAACCCGAAUACGCUGCCGUAACUAAGCAGAAGUUCCAUGCUGCUGCUGAGUCCAUUAAUUUUGCCGAAAAUGUUGCGGCUGCCAAUAAAAUCAACAAAUGGGUGGAGGAAAAAACUGCUGGUAAAAUCAGUGAUUUAAUUCCCGCCGAUGCCUUGGAUGCCGACACCCGUUUAAUACUCUUAAAUGCAUUGCAUUUUAAGGGUGAGUGGCAAGAGAAAUUCGAUCCAGAGGAUACCAAAGAAGAUGACUUCUGGCUAAAUGAAACUGAAUCGACUAAAGUGCAGUUUAUGCGUAAACAAUCCGAAUUUAGGUUCGGCUAUUUGCCAGACUACGAAUGUGAAGCUUUGGAAAUACCCUACAAGGAUUCGGAUUUGAGUAUGUUUGUUUUAUUGCCCAUGAAAAGGGAUGGCCUCAAAGCAAUGGCUGACAAGUUAAAGGGUGUCAACCUGCUGGAUUUGGAUAAACAACUGAGGACCAUGAAUGAUAUGAUUGUUAAAUUUCCCAAAUUCAAAAUCGAAUAUUCCAUUGAAUUGUCGAAAGUAAUGCAAGAGAUGGGAAUCAAAGCCGCAUUCAGGGAGGCUAAUUUUGCCAAAUUAUUAGAACCCGCCCAGGCAAUUUGCGUUUCCGAAAUAUUCCACAAAACUUUUAUUGAAGUCAAUGAGGAGGGAUGUGAAGCAGCUGCUGCUACAGGAAUGGAGUGCUUUGCGCGAUGCAUGCCGUUUCAAUUCGUAGCCAAUUCUGCGUUCAUGUAUUUUAUUUGGAAUAAGAAAAACAUUCUUUUUGCUGGUGCCUUUGUAAAGCCACCAAAAAUCUCAGCAUAAAAUAGAUUUGACAUUUCAAAUACUACUUCAGGGCAAUAUUAAGAAUCUCAGGAAAGCGUAGAUAUGAAAAUAUU
Messenger RNA from Musca domestica (house fly), 1477 nucleotides. Its product is annotated as serine protease inhibitor 42Dd. Lineage: Eukaryota; Metazoa; Arthropoda; Insecta; Diptera; Muscidae. The transcript is spliced from 3 exons. Gene Ontology annotation, molecular function: serine-type endopeptidase inhibitor activity. The record is from RefSeq and is a predicted model, not a curated record. The coding region runs from base 273 to 1403 and encodes 376 amino acids.